AGCUGAUCUGCACAAUCGCAUUUAAAAAACUGGAUUCAGACGAAGUGAUUCAAAUGAAAAGGACGUAGAAGCCAUCAGUUUGACAUCCGUCUCACUUGGGUGAUAUCCGACAUUAUCAUGAAGUAUUGCAGUACUCGGGGAGGGGAAACUGGCCUUACAUUUGAGGAUGUCCUAUUCUCAGGAUAUGCCAAGGACGGUGGCUUGUAUUUACCGGAGGAGAUUCCCGUUUUGACAGGUCCCGACUUGACUUAUUUUUCUCAAUUAAGUUACACCGACUUGGUGAUUCAAGUUCUGUCCCGUUUCAUCGAUUCCGAAGAAAUACCUGAGCCAGAACUCGCAAGGCUUGUGCGACAAGCUCACGCAACCUUUGAAACUCCGGAUGUGGUCCAAUUGAAAUAUUUAACAGAACAACUCACAGUGGCCGAACUAUUUCAUGGAACAACGCUUACCUUCAAGGACUUGGCGCUAAGUGUCGUGGGAAGGCUCUGUGACUUCUUUCUCGAAAAGCGCAGAGAAAACCUCAUAGUGGUAGUAGCCACGUCCGGAGACACUGGAAGCGCCGCUAUUGAAUCCGUUCAAAAUCUCAGUUGGGUCGAUAUCAUCGUAUUACUACCAAAAGGGCGGUGCACGCCUAUCCAAGAGCUGCAAAUGACCACCGUUAUCAAAGAUAACGUACAUGUGUUUGCAGGAGAUGGCAGCUCGGAUGACUUGGAUGUACCCAUCAAGAGUGUGUUUCAAAACUCUGCCUAUGUGAAGAAACAUCAUCUCUGUUCCAUCAAUUCGAUCAACGUGGCUCGGAUUCUCUUACAAACUGUGCACUACCUAUAUUGUUAUUUUCAACUACGGAAGGACCCGUGUGACCAGCCAAUGCAAUUCAUUGUUCCAACUGGAGCAUGUGGAAAUAUCACUGGAGGCUAUAUUGCAAGCCAAAUGGGCAUUCCCUUGCAACUCAUUCCAGUUACGAAUGAAAACGACAUUGUUGCCAGGACAUUGACAUCUGGAGACUUCUCCAUAUCUGAAGAGGUCAAGCAAUCUUGGGCUUGCGCCAUCGACAUUCAAUGUCCUUACAAUCUGGAGAGACUGUUCUACCUUGCUGCAAACAGAAAUACCCAAACAAUUCGCCAUAUAAUGGACGCCUUUGAGAACGAGUACCAAACUCAAAUUCAGGACGAAAUCCUAUCUGAGUUACAAAAAGUGAUCCCAGAGAGUAUUUCUGUGACCAAUCCGGAUAUUUUGAUGGCCAUGGGCGAGUGUUUCAGGACCAAAGGCUACACCAUUUGCCCUCACACGGCAGUUGGAUAUAAAUACGCGUGUGACACCAGAAAAAGCGGAAAGGUGAAACCGCUUCAGGUCAUCCUUUCGACGGCCUCGCCUUUGAAGUUUCCCGAAGCCUUGGAACAAGCCGGCCUCAAGAAAAUAGAAUCCAAAAAAAUUGAUGAGCUUUUUCAAAAGCCAACGAGAUUCACCCGUAUGGACAGAAGGCAGGAUUGGGAGAGCAUACUAAAGGACAAAAUUGAGGAAAUCAGCGCUCAAUGGGCCAAGCGAUUACUUGCAAGAGAUAUCUAAGACCUCUAGAUCUGGUCUUAAAUCACGUAUACAUGAGUUAACAUCUUUUCAAGCUAGUUAAAAUAAACACAUACUUCGUCUCUUCAUAAUGCA
Tigriopus californicus is the source of this 1659-nucleotide messenger RNA. Its product is annotated as threonine synthase-like 2. Gene Ontology annotation, biological process: dephosphorylation; 2-oxobutyrate biosynthetic process. Lineage: Eukaryota; Metazoa; Arthropoda; Copepoda; Harpacticoida; Harpacticidae. The transcript has 7 exons. Gene Ontology annotation, molecular function: pyridoxal phosphate binding. The record is from RefSeq and is a predicted model, not a curated record. The coding region runs from base 118 to 1566 and encodes 482 amino acids.